GGCGUUCCUGUAGUGAAGACAGGCAGCUUUGUGUACAACGACUGUGAGACGUCACAGUGCAUUGCGACGAUCUACUGGAGGCCAAUACCUUUUGAAGAGUCCAAUGGGGAGAUAACUCUGUACACAAUAAAGCAAGAAGACAGACAUCAUGGAACUAGCAAGGCGAUGAAGGUGGAGGGGUCAGCAACAUCGUAUGACCUCAAGGUCAGGUGUGACCGGGAGUAUAGCAUCACCUUAAAAGGAGAAACACGAGUGGGCGUGUCAGCAGAGUCCAAACCUAUUGUGAUUCCUGCUUGUAGCAAAAUGCCAUUCCACUCAGAAAUCGUGGUAGAGGCCGACAGCUCCACCCUGUACAUUACCUGGGGGGUUCCACAAGGGUCACGUGACCCCCACCACGGGAGAGUCACAGGUUACACCUUGUACUACUGCAAUGGGUCCAAGAUCGCCUCCAAAUGUGAGGAUAGCAUCCAUUGGCUAUCUUUUCCACCUAAUAUCAGACAGUAUGAAUGGAAGGUGCCAGAUAGUAACCUUGACAACAAGAUGGUCGGGGUAUCAGUGGAAAAGGAGACAGCCAAUGGGAACGUGAGCAGUGGAAUCAGGUGGAAUACCUGUGUGUGGCGCAGGAAUCACAAGCCCCCGUCACCACGAGGAGUGACCUUCUCCAGGCACCAACCGGACAACGCCUUGAGCUUGGAGUGGCAGAGGUUGGGAUGUGCCGAGAUUCCCGUCUAUGUCCGCUACUACAUGGUGUCCCACUGCACGGUCAACAACCAGGGUGGAUGUGCGGGUCCUUCUGUGAUCGUCAAUGUGUCUAACACCGAGAAGAGCCAUGUGAUCCAGGGUCUGUCAGCUGGAGUGAAGUACAGGGUGACUCUCCGGGCGGUGUCCAGGACAGGGGAGGGGCCAGAGAGUGACCCCAUCACCAAACUUGUUGUAAACAGUGUUUUAACAUCGAGCCAGAUUGCAGGCAUAUCCAUGGGUGGAGUAUUCGGCUGCGUUGCACUUGUAUCAUUUGUCGUCUGCUGCAUACGGAAACUGCAGAGGACCUACAGAGGUAUGCGUUUGGAUAUUAAGCUGCCAACAUUAACGGGGGUCGACAAGAAUGAGGAACAUGUCAUCAGGGAAACUGUUACCAUGGAAACUAAUGAUAAUAUUUUGAAAAAGGGAAUUCAGCCAAAAUAUCCAUCAUCUAUUGAAAAGAGCACAGCUAACAAAGAAAACACAGUGGAUCGUGAAGGUGAAGUGACCCAUCCAACAACCCUGGGAACUGACACGUCUGAGAAGCCGAGGCCAAAUGUAGAAACUGCCCAACUUGCAUCGGAGAUUGUGAGGCCUCUACGUGAGCUUGGCGACACUUCAUGUUCAGACAGAGACAGUGACAAGGCCAAGACAUCAAUGAAGAAUAAAGCUGAUCCAUCAUCCACCCUGGUGGACAGCUAUUCGAAACUGGCUCUGUCAGGCAACUCCGAAUCCACCAGACCGGAACCUGGCACAGAUUACAUUACGAGGGACAAACUGUCACUUAUGUUGGGAAGGCCAUCUUGUGAUGCUUCACAUUCUUCAGGGCAGGACUCAGCAUCAAGCCCUCCUCCUCCAUACGAACCACCUCGAUCUCCUGAUGACCAGAAGUUGGAGACCCCACCGCCAACCUACAGCUCCUAUGUCUCAUCCCAGACAGAUUUCCUAUCAGCCCCCAACUCUCACCCUCUCUCUCAUCAGUCACCAGCUCCCUCUUCUGGUGAUGCAUCCUUCAAUCAGUUUCAGUCUGAUGAGGUGAAUACUUUUCCUCGAGGACAUAACUUAACCCACCAACUACCAAGUGGAAGUCCUUCCAAUGAUGGCCCAUUUAUCCAUCUUGAAGAAAUUCAGCCUCCAGACGAAUCUACAGGUCGUCGCGAAAGUCACUCCACUGAUGGCCCGUAUGUCCCUUUUGACACAUUACACCCUCGAGACGCAUCUGAAAAUCACAACAAAUCUCCCAAACCUCCUCGUGAAAAUAAUUCUACUGACGGCCCUUACAUCUCUAUUGUCAAACUUCAGUCACCUCAUCCACUUCAACCACCUCAGCCAAUUCAGCCACCUCAGCCACUUCAGCCAAUUCAACCACCUCAGCCAAUUCAACCACCUCAGCCCCUUCAGCCACCUCAGCCGCUCCAACCACCUCAGCCGCUCCAACCACCUCAGCCAAUUCAACCACCUCAGCCCGCUCCAACCACCUCAGCCGCUCCAACCACCUCAGCCGCUCCAACCACCUCAGCCACUUCCAACCACCUCAGCCAAUUCAACCACCUCAGCCACUUCAACCACCUCAGCCGCUCCAACCACCUCAGCCACUUCAACCACCUCAGCCACCUCAACCACCCCAACCACCUGAGGAACAGAAGCAGGCCCCACUGUCAGCUGAUGACAGUUACGUGGCUGUGUCAGAUUUAUCCCAGAUGUUGAUUAACAAACCUUAAAUAGAAAAUCAGCAUACCAUAGAUGUUAAUGACACCUGGCUUCGAAAACCCAAAGGACCUUUGCCGAGUAAAAGCAUCAGAAACUACUGUCAACUGAGAGCACCUGGUGUCCGACUUCCCAGAUACCCUCCAUGUAUAUACAUAUCAGAAUGUAAACGUGACAAGAUGCAUAUAUGUCUACCUAUAUCUAACAGGUAUAUUCUAGAGAAUGAUAAACGUUUGUUAUGCAUAUAGUUGCCAUUUCACAAGUCCUUGUAUGAAAUUUGACAGAAAUAAGGAAAUGACAAUAAUGAUGUCCUAUUUUGUUGAAAACACAGACUCUUCAGACCAAAAGAACUUCAGCAUCAUUCUGAUGUACAUGUUUUGACUUGUGGGUGUUUUGUGUCGUUGUACCUGUUUUCACGUGAGUGUGUCUAUGUUGUAGGUGGUAUAUAUGAUACAAUCAGAUUGUAAGUAAUCAUGUAUGAAUACUUUGAAGGGAAGGAAAAUACAACCGACUGACCCCUUUGGCCCCAGUGAUAGCUGCAUGUCACACUAGUAGGGUGUAAGUCAUUUACUAGCUUCACGGACCCGUGA
Molecule: messenger RNA, 3035 nt
Organism: Haliotis rubra (blacklip abalone)
Lineage: Eukaryota; Metazoa; Mollusca; Gastropoda; Lepetellida; Haliotidae
Exons: 9
Coding region: 166-2445 (759 amino acids)
Molecular function (GO): protein binding
Source: RefSeq, a predicted model, not a curated record